AUGGACACCAGUGCCCGACAGACUUUCAGCUGGGUGACCGGGGAAGUCCAGCCGCUCCAUAGCGAAUGUCCGGCAACGGCAAUCGUGAAGUGGUUGGUGGGAAGUUUGGUACCUGAGAAGUUUAAGGCUUCCCGCGGAAGGUUUGAGUUUGCGCCGGAACGUCCCAUGGAGGAAAAUGACGUCACAGGCUACCUGACGUCACCAGCUUCAAGAUCAGGAAAUGACACGGAGUGGUAA
Molecule: messenger RNA, 237 nt
Organism: Paracoccidioides brasiliensis Pb18
Exons: 2
Coding region: 1-237 (78 amino acids)
Source: RefSeq, a predicted model, not a curated record